AUGAGUCAACAACAACAACAACAACAACAGACAGCAGAUAAUAAGGAUGUAGAUACUUUGUUGUCGACAGAGAGCUACAAGGGCAUGUUCACCAGUCGUCUGACAGACCUCUGGACAAAGAUCAAACGAUUCCAAUACGCCAUCGAUCAGUACGACCUCAUUGAGAUGCAUCUGUGUCAGCUGUUUGGCGAGCUGCAGGCGGUGAUCGAAGCGCUCACACUGGAUGUGCGCAGCCAACUGGCCAACAGCAAGACGGCCACAAAGAAUGCCAUUGUGUCUAUGCUUAAGGAGACGCGUGACAUCAACACGAUGAUCCUCACGAUGGACAGCCACACUGCUGGCGGCGGUAGCAAUAACAAUGGCAGCAGUGGCAGUGGAAGUGCUGGUGGCAGUGACGACCCCACCUUGAAGCGCAAGUUUGGCGAACUCGACCAGAGUGACGAGCUCGAGAAUGACGCUGGUGACUUUGAAAUCAACAUCGACCGAAUGCUCGAGUCGAUUCGUCGCUCCGACUCAAUGUUUGAGUUCAUGGGCGAGAACAACGAGGUGCUGAUCACUAACGCCAAGAAAGACAAGCACAAGUCACUCAAGAUGAUACAGGACCUUCACAAGAACAUGUCCAUCACGGACAGCAACAACGGUCCUCCAAGCUACACCAUCGGCACGGAUAUCCAGAAGCUAGUAUACCUCAAGACGCUCCUUGGUACAAUCCAACCAUUAUGUUUGGUUGAGCAUAAUGACAAUGCCAACAUCAACGCCAACCCCAUUGUCGCAAGCAACAGCAGCACGAAUGGCAAUCUGAAUGGUAGUGACGGCGCAGGUGGCAAUGGAAGUGGCAAUGGCAACAGUGGCAAUAGUAUCGAAGUAUUUGAACCAAUAGUUGCCUCGGACAAACAUAGUACUGUUUCAAGCGAGCCAAGCAGUAGCACUAUCGAGCGUACAUUACAGAUGCACUCAUCAAUGAACAGCGAUGAAGGGCUCUUCACACUCUCACCUCCACUUUCAUCAAGUGAGCUCGAGCUCAAAUCACCAUCACAGUCCGACAACGUCAUCACCAGCAGCAAUAGCAUCAACAACAACAACACAGACACACUAAUGUUGGAUGAUAUAAACAGAGAUAACACCACCAACAACAACAACGACGACAAAAACAACAACAACAAGAAUGGAGACAAUGGAACAAAUGGUAACAACAUAAAUUUGCGUCUAAGCGGUAGCAGCACAACCAACGGAGGUACGAGCACAAGCAGCACAAGCAGCACAAACAGCACAAACAACACAAGCAGCACAAGCAGCACAAACAACACAAGCAGUAGUAGCAGGCCUGCAGGAUUCAGCUCUGAUGAGAAGUACUCAACAAAUAGCGACAGAGAAUCACCUUCUAAAAAGUUGAAGACAAUUGAUCUGAAAAGUUCAGGAUCAUCACGUAACACUCCAGAGAUGAAGAGCUCUGGCAGCACAGGAGACCUACGAAAGAGUAGUAGCACAAGCCAGUCGUCAUCAUCGACCGAGCUAAGGGGCACUGGCAGUGGCGCUACCGACCCCAGGCUCAUGAAGGAGCUCUCACUGUCAACCAGCAGUGUGUCCAGCAGUUCGUACACCUACGAGAAGGUGUUCACCGUGGGCAAGGAGGGUGGCUAUCUGUUCAACUUCAAGACGCUGAGGUGGUCACAGAUUGGCGUCAAGGACAACAUCUCCCUGAGGAAGUACUCUAUCCACUCGGUCAUCUCCACACACAACUACCUGUAUGUGUUUGGAGGAAGCACAUCAUCCGACACGUACUCGCGCUACUACAAGGGCAAGAGAAUAGAGCUCGAUUGCACGGGCAAGAUCUACGGUGGCAAGGGUGGCGAAGCGAUCGCCGCCUGCUACGACAACCGAAAGACGAUAUACCUGGUGGGCGGACAGUACGACGGCUUCACAUUGUUGCGCGUCGUCAGCAUGAACACCGAGACCAAGGAGUUCAAGUGGGUCUGCGAGUUUGAGUACAGCCGGUCGGGCCAGUACGCCUUCUUCCACAACGGCCUCAUCUAUGUGGUGGGUGCCAAUGCCGAGUCGUCCAAGACGUCGGACGAGCUGGCCAUCUGGGCGGUGACGCCUGACUCUGGCAAGCUAACUCUGGUGAUGAAUGAUUGUCGUAUCAACACCAAAACUACCAAACAACUGGUGGCCUGUUGCUUCGAUGGCAAAGACCUCAUCUACAUACUGGACGCCGAGAACUACUUCUACACGAUAUCAAUCACAACGCUGCACAAGUCAUUGCACAAAUCACCAACAUAUCGUUUCAUCACAGGUGAUCAGUACACCAUGAUCCUAUUCAACAACAAGACUACACUAAUGUUCAUUGGAGGUCGAGCACAUGGCAAUCAAGUGUACUCUAUCAAGGACAACUUCUGGACCGUUAUCAAGGAUAAUGACCGUGUGGAUCGAUGCUCAAAUGGUGCUGUACUCUUUGAAGGAUACUAA
Acytostelium subglobosum LB1 is the source of this 2466-nucleotide messenger RNA. RefSeq lists its product as hypothetical. The coding region runs from base 1 to 2466 and encodes 821 amino acids. Gene Ontology annotation, molecular function: protein binding. The record is from RefSeq and is a predicted model, not a curated record. The transcript is spliced from 2 exons. Lineage: Eukaryota; Evosea; Eumycetozoa; Acytosteliales; Acytosteliaceae.